Molecule: messenger RNA, 2439 nt
Organism: Papaver somniferum (opium poppy)
Lineage: Eukaryota; Viridiplantae; Streptophyta; Magnoliopsida; Ranunculales; Papaveraceae
Product: glucose-6-phosphate 1-dehydrogenase, chloroplastic-like
Exons: 10
Coding region: 235-2034 (599 amino acids)
Biological process (GO): pentose-phosphate shunt, oxidative branch; glucose metabolic process
Cellular component (GO): chloroplast stroma
Molecular function (GO): glucose-6-phosphate dehydrogenase activity; NADP binding
Source: RefSeq, a predicted model, not a curated record
UCCUGCAUUUUAAAACUGAAUUAAACUUUGUCCCUUCUUCUCUUCUCAAUUAAUCAAUCAAGUAACCAACCUUUCGAGGAUCUCAAGGGCCUUAAACCUUCGAUGCCUCCAAAGCUCUCCUCUUUUCCUCUCUCUCUUUAGAAAUUUCAACUCCUUAUUAAAACAGAGCAAUUGAAACGUACCAUUUUGAAACAGAGCACCUGCAACAACCCCUUUCUUAAUCUUAAUUCAAUAAUGGCAGCCCUUUCUUCAUCAACUUGUUAUUCAUCUUCGUCAUCAUCCUCACUCUAUUCUCCUUCUUCUUCUUCAUCUGGGAAUUAUGUACGCAGUGUAUCAAUUUCUUCAGUAUCUAAGAGAUUCUUACCUAAGAAGAUCUCUUUAUCAUCACCUCGAUAUUGGAAUGUUGUCAACAUGCAAGAUGGUGCAGUGACUGCUAAAACAACACCAUUACUUGAAAAUGUAAUUCCUGUCAAGGAGGAAAAAGCGAAAGUGGGUGGUUUAUCAGUGGAAGAAGAAAUACUUAAUGUUGUUGGUUCAAUUCCCGAUGAAAAUGAGACAGUUAGUAUCACUGUAGUUGGAGCUUCAGGUGACCUUGCUAAGAAGAAGAUAUUUCCUGCCCUUUUCGCACUUUAUUACGAAGAUUGUUUACCCAAGCAUUUCACUGUGUUCGGAUAUGCUCGGAGUAAGAUGACUGAUGAGGAACUACGAGACAUGGUUAGCAGGACUCUUACUUGCAGAAUUGAUAAAAGGGAGAACUGUAGUGAAAAGAUGGAGCAGUUCUUAGCAAGAUGCUUCUACCAUUCUGGUCAGUAUGACUCGGAGAACAAUUUCAAGGAGCUAGACAAGAAGCUGAAGGAGCAUGAGGGUGCAAGGGUUUCAAACCGUCUUUUCUAUCUAUCGAUCCCUCCAAAUAUAUUUAUAAAUGUUGUAAAAUCUGCAAGCUGCUCAGCAUCUUCAUCUAAUGGCUGGACUAGGGUCAUUGUUGAGAAGCCCUUCGGCCGAGACUCUGAAUCCUCUGCUGCUUUAACAAGAGGCUUAAAGGAGUACUUAGUGGAGGAUCAAAUUUUCAGAAUUGAUCACUAUUUGGGGAAGGAACUAGUGGAAAACCUUUCUGUUCUUCGUUUCUCCAAUCUUAUCUUUGAACCUUUAUGGUCAAGACAAUACAUAAGGAAUGUUCAAUUUAUCUUCUCAGAAGACUUCGGUACUGAAGGACGAGGAGGGUACUUCGACAGUUAUGGUAUUAUAAGAGACAUUAUGCAGAACCAUCUGCUUCAAAUAUUAGCCCUUUUCGCCAUGGAGACUCCUGUCAGUUUGGAUGCUGAAGACAUCAGAAAUGAAAAGGUAAAAGUUCUACGCUCAAUGAGGCCUUUGCAACUUGACAACGUGGUGGUUGGACAGUAUAAGAGUUGCACUAAGGGGGGUAUUAACUAUCCAGGCUACACAGAUGAUGAGACAGUACCUAAAAAUAGCAUAACCCCGACAUUUGCAGCGGCUGCACUCUUUAUAGAUAAUGCCAGAUGGGAUGGAGUUCCCUUUUUAAUGAAAGCUGGGAAAGCCUUACAUACUAGAAGAGCAGAGAUCAGGGUACAGUUCAGGCAUGUUCCUGGUAAUUUGUACAAGAAGAAUUUUGGAAUGGACCUGGACCGAGCAACAAAUGAACUUGUCAUCAGAGUGCAGCCUGAUGAAGCUAUUUACUUGAAAAUCAACAACAAAGUCCCUGGUUUGGGCAUGAAGUUGGACCGCAGUAAUCUAAACCUUCAUUAUGCAGCAAGAUACUCCAAGGAGAUUCCAGAUGCUUACGAGAGACUGUUACUUGAUGCAAUUGAAGGAGAACGACGUUUGUUCAUCAGGAGUGACGAACUGGAUGCUGCAUGGGCCCUCUUCACACCUCUGCUGAAAGAGCUAGAGGAGAAGAAGAUAGUCCCUGAGUUGUAUCCUUAUGGUAGUCGAGGACCUGUUGGCGCUCAUUAUCUUUCAGCUAAGUAUAAUGUUCGAUGGGGUGAUAUCAGUAGUGCAGACUGCCAGAAUGAGUGAAUUAGUGGUUGAGGCCACAGCAUUUUUCAUACAAAGCACAGUAAGAAGUUAUACUCACAACGUUCGACAAGGGAAAAGUGGAAUGAGAAUACAGUUUUUACAGGUUGAACUUUCUCUACAAAAUGGAGAUUGGUGGUGUUAUUAAAGGUGUAGCCGAAGAUAAUUUACUGAAGAAUAGAGAAUAGAGAACUAAAUGUUCUCUUCAGAUAUGUAACCGGCCGGUGGCUCGAUCUCUUUCUCUGAAGGUUAUUGUUGUUGAAUUAUGUUGGUAGGCAAACAUGGGAAUGGAUAGAAAACUUUUUUUAGCUUUUUUUCUUUCUUCUUUAUAGCAGGUCCAACAAAGGGUACUUGCUUGGGUUAUUUGGAGCCACCAAGAAUAAAUUUGAGUAGUUGUUUUUUCUGUCA